AUGAACGCACAACGCCUCUUCCGAACAUCACCACCACGGAUAGCGCAACGCCUUCGCCCCACAAGACGGUACACCACCAAGCCUACAGACCCCGCUCCACCACAACCCCAUCCACCAGCACAAUCGCCAAACCCAAACCAAGCGCCUCCACCUCCCAAGAAAGCUCCCUCGCGCGUAGGAACUUUCUACCGCAACAACACCUAUCCCGUCUUGAAGUCCUUCCUCGUCGCCCUCUUCACAUACCAGCUCGCAUUCUACGUAUGGCUCAAGCUUGAGGUCGUGGAGGAGAAGAGUGAACAACAGGGGGCGAUUAGAGGUUUGGAAGAAGAGGUCAAGAAAAUGGUUGCUCAACAAAAGAGGAACGUGUCAGAUGCAGUAGGGAAGGUGGCCGAUAGGGAGGAUAUCAAACCAGAAGAGAAGAAGAAAAAGGGAUGGUUGUGGUGA
This is a messenger RNA of Didymosphaeria variabile, 444 nucleotides long. RefSeq lists its product as uncharacterized. The transcript has a single exon. NCBI's taxonomy places the organism in Eukaryota, Fungi, Ascomycota, Dothideomycetes, Pleosporales, Didymosphaeriaceae. The record is from RefSeq and is a predicted model, not a curated record. Bases 1 to 444 code for a protein of 147 amino acids.